UGGAAAACAUAAUUAGGGUUCGUGUCAAAGGAAUAAAAUCCUUAGAUAGCUGCCACUUCUACUCUUCUUUUAUCACGCGCCCUUCCCUCCAAAGGCAGCUAGGGUUUUCUGAGAUUCUCUUCACCCACAUGGCUCCCAAACGAGGUGUUAAGGCCCCAGCGUUGGCAAAGAAGAAACCUGAAAAGGUUGUCAACCCAUUGUUUGAGAAACGGCCAAAACAGUUUGGAAUUGGUGGUGCACUGCCCCCAAAGAAGGACUUGACUAGGUUUGUCAAGUGGCCUCAUGUUGUUCGUAUUCAGAGACAAAGGAGGAUUCUGAAGCAACGAUUGAAGGUUCCUCCUGCUGUUAACCAGUUCACAAAAACACUUGACAAGAACCUUGCCACACAACUAUUCAAAUUGUUUCUCAAAUAUAGACCAGAGGACAAGGCAGCUAAGAAGGAAAGGCUUCUUAAAAGGGCACAGGCUGAAGCUGAAGGGAAAACUGUGGAAUCAAAGAAACCCAUCGUUGUUAAGUAUGGUCUUAACCAUGUUACUUACCUCAUCGAGCAGAACAAGGCCCAAUUAGUGGUUAUUGCACAUGAUGUCGAUCCAAUUGAGCUUGUUGUUUGGUUGCCUGCCCUGUGCCGGAAAAUGGAGGUUCCUUAUGCAAUUGUGAAGGGCAAGUCACGACUUGGAGCGAUUGUUCACAAGAAAACAGCUGCAGCUUUGUGCCUUACAUCUGUGAAGAAUGAAGAUAAAUUGGAAUUUAGCAAGAUUUUGGAGGCAGUCAAGGCCAACUUCAAUGACAAGUUUGAUGAGCACCGGAAGAGGUGGGGUGGUGGCAUCAUGGGCUCCAAAUCCCAGGCUAAGACCAAAGCCAAGGAGAGGCUUCUAGCUAAGGAGGCGGCACAGAGAAUGUCUUGAGAUUCUAACGAGUAGUGAAGAGACUUAUACUAAAAAGGAUCCUGAGAUGAAUUUUGCAUGUUGAUUUUGAUUGUAUUAUGUAUUAGUUUUGCAUUGGAAUAGUUGAGAUAUUUGACCAUUUUCUCUUAUCAUGUCGUGGGAGAAUGAAUAUUUAUAGUCUACUCUCUAGCCUAUCAGAAAUGCAGAUACAAUGAGCUUUUUAAUUCA
Manihot esculenta (cassava) is the source of this 1112-nucleotide messenger RNA. RefSeq names its product 60S ribosomal protein L7a-2. Gene Ontology annotation, biological process: ribosome biogenesis. NCBI's taxonomy places the organism in Eukaryota, Viridiplantae, Streptophyta, Magnoliopsida, Malpighiales, Euphorbiaceae. The coding region runs from base 129 to 905 and encodes 258 amino acids. Gene Ontology annotation, cellular component: ribonucleoprotein complex. The record is from RefSeq and is a predicted model, not a curated record. The transcript is spliced from 7 exons.